Phragmites australis (common reed) is the source of this 1392-nucleotide messenger RNA. RefSeq lists its product as uncharacterized. Gene Ontology annotation, molecular function: protein binding. The transcript has 6 exons. NCBI's taxonomy places the organism in Eukaryota, Viridiplantae, Streptophyta, Magnoliopsida, Poales, Poaceae. Bases 1 to 1056 code for a protein of 351 amino acids. The record is from RefSeq and is a predicted model, not a curated record.
AUGCAGACGGGCGCUGGGUCGCAUCAGGAGGUGCCUCCAUGUGGGGUUGUACUGCCGUACUGGAUUUGGGAGGUGAGCUCAAUCGGCCUGAAAUGUGCGGCGGCGCGGUCGCGUGCGGGAAGGAGGUGUGGGGAGGAGCGGGCGUCUGAUUUGGAGCGGACUGGUUCGGUCAGGAUGGUGGGGGCGGGGAAGUUCGCCCGGUCCGAUGGCCGGUUCGCUAUGACGUAUGCUAUUGUUACAGUACCUAACGUCACGAUACUACCUGUCAUCUUGCAUCUUACUAUUCCUAGGAUCUCGAUCCCCCGGGUCUUCCUCACUUGGCUGCUCUCGCCUCGCUGCCUCCCCGAGCCGAGGCGAGCGCGGCGGGCGGAGUGGGAGAGGCGGAUGAGGAGGCCGCGGAGGAAGGGGGAGCGCGAGGGGAGGAGCGAUCCGGUGGAGGUGCUCGGGGAGGAGGUGGUGGGGCGGGUGAUGGGGUUCUUGGACGCGCGCUGCGUGGCACGAUGCACCGCGGUGUCCCGCGCAUGGCGCGGGGUCGCCGCCGACGACCGCCUCUGGGCACCCAAGUGUGCUCAACUGAUGGCAGCAAAGGCACAUAUUCCUCGUUUGACAUUGAUCCACACUGGAUCGAAGCUAUCUACUUAUUCAAUGGCCGUCAUGGAUGGCAAACGGAGUCGGGUCACAAAAGAGGAUCUCUGCGAUCAUGCAUGGGAAUAUCGUUUCACUAUAGCAGCACCAGAGUACUGGAGAAACCUUGACCCAUCAUGGAAGCACACCGGUCCACCUAUGCGACGGUACUUCCAGCCUGAUGGCUACCACAGUGCAGACCCUCAUGAUGCCGUGUGGGGUGGCCACGAGUGCACAUACACAGUCAUAACAAGCUUUGUCGGUAACGAGAGAAUCAGGGAACACUACGUGAGGAUCAACCGGUGGCCACUGAUGAAGGUGUCGAGGAAGGACGACUGGAGCUGGGAGCUGUCGAACCACCUCUACCGCUAUAACAGCAUCCCUGAUGCUGACAAGAAAGGAUGCACAGGUCCUCUGUUCCCGGUUUGGUGAAUACGCUUCUAUGAUGAUAAAUCAGCUCUCAUGAUACUGCCAAUUGCUUCUGACGGCCGGUAAUGUGGCAGCAAGAUGUUAUGUUUGGCAGCUGUGAGCUCCUAUGAAUGCCAACGUAGGUUAAGCACUCGAAGCACCUGUACCAAAAUAUGUGCGUGUAUGACAUAGUGGUUCCGCGAUUCAAGGGUGAUGACAAGCCCUUCUACUACUAGUUUGGUAUUUUGUUGAACUUGUUGGUUUGUAUAAUAGCCUGAACUUCUACGUACGUGUGGCGAAUGGAAGCCUUUUGUGUUGCAACAUAUGUAAUAAUGCAAUGCCGUGUGCUGUUUAUCCUUA